Messenger RNA from Hibiscus syriacus, 1927 nucleotides. RefSeq names its product pentatricopeptide repeat-containing protein At1g80150, mitochondrial-like. The transcript has a single exon. Bases 498 to 1724 code for a protein of 408 amino acids. The record is from RefSeq and is a predicted model, not a curated record. Lineage: Eukaryota; Viridiplantae; Streptophyta; Magnoliopsida; Malvales; Malvaceae. Gene Ontology annotation, molecular function: protein binding.
CUGAACUCCCAACUAAAAUGGCAAAACUUAAACCCCAGAACCCCCACCUCCCGCCCCUCAAAUCCUCCAACAACCAGUAGAAAGCAAUGGCCAGCUCUCUUUCAGAUCCUUUCUAACUUUUUUUUCUUUUGUUUCAGCAUAUUUAUCCGCUUCAAGUCUUUGUUUUUCUAUCAAAGGAAAGGGUUGCUUCUUUGGAUUAUACUUAGCACCUUAUAAUUUUAAGAUUUUGGGUGAUCUAGUGUCUGGGUUCUUCUAGUUAUUCAAGAUUGUGCACCUGGUUCUAUUUUCAAUAUUUGGGUGUCAUGCUUCUGUGGACUUGUUGAUGAUGAUUCCUUGAAGAAAUGUUUUUGGUAUCUGGUUAUAUUUUGUUUGAUGAAAGUCGUCUUAGUGUUUUUGUGCAUUGGCUGGAUUCAUGGUUCUGGGAUUCUCCGUUUUGUUGAAACGGGUGAAAAGGAUUUGGUUACAUUGGUGUCUUAUGGGUGAGAAGAUACUGGAACAUGUUACCUCUGCGACCAAUUCGCAGAAUCUGUCAUGCUGCUGCUGUCGCCCCCGCUGCCAUUGCGUCGAAAACUAGUACUUCUGUAGCUUGCUCAAAGCAGACACCAAAGGCAUUACCUUUACAAGAAAGUGCCCUUUCCAAACUGAAAGCUGAAAGGGACCCUGAUAAGCUAUUUGCUUUAUUCAAGGCUAAUGCCCACAAUAAAGUUGUCAUCGAAAACAAGUUUGUGUUUGAAGAUAUAGUUGAUCGAUUAGCUGGGGCACGUCGCUUUGAUUACAUUGAGCAUUUACUCGAGCACCAGAAAACUCUUCCUCAGGGAAGGCGAGAAGGCUUCAUUAUGAGGAUUAUAAUGUUGUAUGGUAAGGCUAGGAUGGUAAAGCAUGCUAUUGAUACUUUUUAUGAUAUGCACUUGUAUGGAUGUAAGAGAACUGUUAAAUCUUUCAAUGCUGCGCUUAUGGUUAUGAUUCAGACUCAUGAUAUAAGAGCUAUCGAGGAGUUUGUUACCAAUGCAAAAUCAAAAUUUGAUAUUGAAUUGGAUGCAUAUACAAUCAAUAUAGUUACCAAAGCAUUGUGUGAAAUGGAUUCCCUGGAUAGCGCAUAUUUGGUCAUGGGACAGACGGAAAAGCUGGGAAUAAAUCCAGAUGUUAUUACCUACACAACUCUUAUAUCAGCAUCUUAUAAGAAAAACCGGUGCGAGAUUGGGAAUGGGUUGUGGAAUCUUAUGGUGUAUAAGGGGUGCAGACCUAAUCUUGCAACUUUUAAUGUUAGGGUCCAGUAUUUGAUUAAUAGGAGGCGGGCAUGGCAAGCAAAUGAUACAAUGCGUUUAAUGCAGAAAACUGGGAUAGACCCUGAUGAGGUCACAUACAAUUUGGUAAUCAAAGGUUUUUGCCAGGCCGGUUAUCUUGAAAUGGCUAAAAGGGUUUAUUCUUCUCUAGAAUGUUGUAGUGAAUACAAGAUCAAUGUUAAGAUUUUUCAGACCAUGAUUCAUUAUCUCUGCAAGGGAGGGGAGUACAAUUUGGCCUAUACAAGGUGUAAAGACUGCAUGAGCAAGAAAUGGUUUCCAAAUGUGGAUACUAUUCAUUCAUUGCUUCAAGGCCUUGUGAAAAAUGGGCAACUGGGUAAGGCUAAGAUGAUAAUGACAUUGGUUAGAAGUCGGAUACCGCCUUUUUCCUCAACUCAAUUGUAUUCUUUGCAAUUGGUUUUAAUGAAGCUUAAAUCAGGAUGAUGACUUGAAAAAGGGCCAGUUUGAUUGAAGUAUAAACACAGAUUAAAAAUAUUUUGAUAAUUUCUUUUACUCCAUGCAGUUGUAGUUUCACAGAACUAAUUGAAGAUAUAAUUUCUUUCUGUUAAUAUCAAAGCAAGGGCAGUUUCCAUUUUCAUUUCAAUUAAUUUGUUGUACCACCUCAAUAAGUCCGUGAUGAAUGAGAA